GACACUUAACAAAACCCAUUGACGGCAGUGUCAUGGCGGCGAGCGGAGUCAGUUUUGAGAGUACGGGCUACAUCGAAGAAAGAAAGGAUAGUAAACGACAGUCACGACAAGAGGCGAUAGAAAAGGCCAAGCAGGAGUAUGAGAAGGAAGAGAGGAGAAAGGAGCUGAAGAGGCUGAGAGGCGAGGACACUUGGAUGCUCCCUGAGAUCAACCAGAGGCUGCAGGAGAUAGAGGAAGACGGCUCUGUAAAGAGCAAGAAGAAGAAAGAGAAGAAAUCUAAAAAGAAGAAGGAGAAAAAGAAGAAGGCCAAGAAGGAGAAGAAGACAGCAGAAGAUGGCUCUAAUGACAGCUCAGAGGACUCGGGGGGUGAGUGGGUUGAGGCUCAAACACAAGCUGCUAAAGCCUGGAAGAUUCCUGAUGAGUCCAAGCCUUCAGAGAGCAGCCUCAGCCCAGCAAAGAAUGUCGAGCGAGACGAAUGGAUGACCUUUGACUUCCUGGCAAUGAGUACCACAUCCACAACAGAGAAGAGGGCUGAGAAAGAGCGACUGAAAGAGGAGGAGAGGGCAAAGGCUCAGGCCAUUGAACAGGCUGGUUUGCACAAAUUGGAGCUAAACCCGUACUGGAAAGAUGGAGGAAGUGGUCUGCCCCCAGAGAAGAUAGCUGGUACUGCUGCUAAGAAAGGAGGGCAAGUUGUGAACGAUGCUGGUCUGGGCUGGCUGAGGAAGAGCUACCAAAGGAUGAAGGAGCAGGCAGAGAGGCAGCAGCGCAGCCUCAACGAUGUGGUGUCCGAGAGAUACGGAUCAAUGGAGGAAUUUCAGCAAAGACUUGCAGAUGCUGAGAUAGCCGUGUAUGGACACAGCACAGGAGGAGAAGGCGACCGAACAGCAAGAGGCGGGUGGAGGAAAGGCGGGAACGAGGCGAGAGAGAGAUGGAGGAAAAGAGAUGAAGAUGGGGCAGAGAGAGAUCGGUGGAGAAGAAAUGAAGGGGAGAGAGAUUCAUCACCCACAGACGGAGAGAGAUACCAUGCUGGGAGAGGGGAGGAGAGGGAGAGGGGAGGAUAUCGAGGCAGGGGGGAAGGGAGAGGUCGAGAUGGAGACAGGUUUAGAGAGAGGGAUAGAGACAGAAGAGAGAGAGAUAGGGAGAGGGAUGGAGGAAGAGACAGAGAAAGAGAUGAUGAAAGAGACAGGGAGAGGGAUGGAGGAAGAGACAGAGAAAGCAAUGGGGACAGAGACAGAGAUGCAGAUAGGGAUAAUGAAAGAAAUAGAGAAAGUGCUACAUCAUCAUCUGAGCAAAACUGGAGUCAACGUUCUCCUUCUCUUGGGUCACUUAAAAGCCGCUUCCUCAAACCCUCAGAGGAGGAUGACCGUGGUGAAGCUCCACAGCGUCGUCCUCCUCGAGCACGGCCGUCCGCAGGAUUCCUGAAACCAAGCUCUGACGAUGAAGACUCUGGUCCGCAUAACCGCAACAUGCCAGCCUGGAAGAAGAGCGGCAAUCCCGUUCGGGAAUCUGCCAGCUUUGAAAAACCACAGCAGGAGAAAGAGAGGGAUCAUGUGAAAACUGAACCUGCUCCUCAAGAUGGUCUGCAUGGAGAUAAAGCCGCUGCAACAACAUCAAGGAGUGAGAGUGAAAGUGAGGAAGAAGAGGAGGAGCUUCCACUGCUGUCAGAGGAGGAGAUGAACAAACUGGGAGCCAAACUGGUGAAGGCAGAGCUUAUGGGCAACACGGCCAUGGUUGAGAAGCUGAGAUCACAGCUGGACGCAGCACAUAAAGCCAAAGAGAGCUACGUCGCCCGAAAGACGCUACAAGAAACAGCUCAAUCAAAGCAGGUGACAGGCCGCACCAGUGAAGACCAGGAAGUCCUGCUGUUCAGAACAGACCAAUCGGGUCGCGCCUGGCCAGUCAAUGCCCCCUCUGGACCCCAAGAACCACACGGAGGUCGACGGAAGAAGAAAGCGGUUGAGACCCAUGUUGACGGUGAGCGUGUGCGCUACUUCCAGGAUGAUGACAAUGUGGGUCUGAAGGACAUGGUGAGGAGGGAGAAGAUGAGCUCUGCUCAGGAUCAGAACGCCCUCUACUCUCGCAUGGCUUCCAAGAUGAUGGGGAAGACAGACGGAGACAACUACACCCUGGAUGACAUGUUUGUGUCGAGUGCAGCGCAGCGGGAGGGCGAGGGGAGGGAGGAGGAGAGGAUGAGGAGCAGAGCCAUCGGGGAGAGUAGGAGGCUGGCUGCCUCCAUGGACAAAUGCCAGCGGUGCUUCAGCAGCCAAGAGCUCCAGAAGCACCUCAUAGUGGCAAUAGGGAGAAAGGUGUAUUUGAGCCUGCCCGCGGGGGUGUCGAUGACAGAGGGUCACUGUCACAUCUGUCCACUCCAGCAUCACUGCUCUGCCACCGGAUUGGAUGAGGAUGUGUGGUCGGAAAUGCAGCUGUUCCGGCGUACUUUGGUGCGAUUGUUUGAGUCCCAGGAGCUGGACUGUGUGUUCAUGGAGACACACAUGAACCCACGCAAAAGACAACACAUGGUCCUGGAGUGUAUCCCACUACCCCGAGAACUGGGCGAUAUGGCACCCAUAUACUUUAAGAAAGCUAUAAUGGAAUGUGAUGAGGAAUGGGCCAUGAACAAGAAGGUCGUCGACCUCUCUUCGAAAGACAUCCGCCAUGCUGUUCCUCGAGGUCUGCCCUAUUUCGCUGUAGACUUUGGACUCCAGGGAGGGUUUGCUCAUGUCAUUGAAAAUGAACAAAAAUUCCCCCAUUACUUCGGAAAGGAAGUGGUAGGAGGCAUGAUGGACUUGGAGCCGCGACGUUGGAGAAAGUUGAUCAGAGAGAACUUUGACGACCAGAGGAAAAAAGUCCUACAGUUCGCACAGUGGUGGAAACCCUACGACUGCACCAAGACUGACGACUAGCUGGACGCACUCUCAGAGAGGUUUACUCUUUGCUGAGUAGUGAAGAUUACACGCACACACAAACACAAACACACUGUGGUGUAGACACUGUUGCACCUACGUAUUCAUAAUUUGAUGUAA
This is a messenger RNA of Anoplopoma fimbria (sablefish), 3023 nucleotides long. It is a transcript of the gene cwf19l2, whose product is annotated as CWF19 like cell cycle control factor 2. Gene Ontology annotation, cellular component: post-mRNA release spliceosomal complex. The record is from RefSeq and is a predicted model, not a curated record. The transcript has 19 exons. NCBI's taxonomy places the organism in Eukaryota, Metazoa, Chordata, Actinopteri, Perciformes, Anoplopomatidae. Gene Ontology annotation, biological process: mRNA splicing, via spliceosome. Bases 33 to 2903 code for a protein of 956 amino acids.